This is a messenger RNA of Arachis stenosperma, 1627 nucleotides long. RefSeq names its product DUF21 domain-containing protein At4g14240-like. The record is from RefSeq and is a predicted model, not a curated record. Gene Ontology annotation, biological process: magnesium ion homeostasis. The transcript has 13 exons. Gene Ontology annotation, cellular component: intracellular membrane-bounded organelle. The coding region runs from base 1 to 1488 and encodes 495 amino acids. NCBI's taxonomy places the organism in Eukaryota, Viridiplantae, Streptophyta, Magnoliopsida, Fabales, Fabaceae.
AUGAAUAAUGUGGUGAACGCGUUGAUGGUGACUCGGUUUCUGACUCGGAACCAACUCAGCGGCCACGAGGGAGGCAUUCCGUUCGGAUCGUUGUGGUGGUUCAUUUACGCCGGACUCUCGUGCUUCUUCGUUAUCUUCGCCGGAAUAAUGUCCGGAUUAACCCUAGGUCUCAUGUCUCUCGGCCUCGUCGACCUCGAGAUCCUUCAACGCAGUGGUUCUCCUACCGAGAAAAAGCAAGCAGCGACUAUAAUUCCCGUGGUUAAGAAACAACACCAGCUUCUGGUGACUCUGCUUCUGUGUAAUGCAGCUGCCAUGGAGGCGCUUCCGUUAUACUUGGAUAAGUUGUUCAAUCAGUUUGUUGCCAUCAUUCUCUCUGUGACUUUUGUUCUGUUUUUUGGGGAGGUCAUUCCACAGGCAAUUUGCAGUAGAUAUGGGCUUGCUGUAGGGUCCAACUUCGUAUCUCUUGUGCGAAUUUUAAUGAUAAUAUGUUACCCAAUUGCUUAUCCCAUUGGAAAGGUUCUAGAUUUCCUGUUGGGACAUAAUGAGGCUUUAUUUAGGCGGGCACAGUUAAAAGCUCUCGUCUCCAUCCACAGCAAGGAGGCUGGGAAAGGUGGUGAUCUUUCGCAUGACGAGACAACAAUUAUCAGUGGAGCUCUAGAUUUAACUGAAAAGACUGCUGAAGAGGCUAUGACCCCUAUCGAAUCGACUUUUUCUUUAGAUGUCAAUUCAAUAUUGGAUUGGGAGGCAAUGGGGAAAAUUCUUGCUCGUGGGCACAGCCGGGUUCCUGUCUAUUCUGGAAAUCCAAAAAAUAUUAUUGGACUACUGCUGGUUAAAAGUCUUCUAACUGUACGACCAGAAACAGAGACUCCUGUCAGUGCUGUUUCCAUCCGGAGAAUUCCACGAGUUCCAUCGGACAUGCCUCUCUAUGAUAUACUGAAUGAGUUUCAAAAGGGCAGUAGUCACAUGGCUGCUGUUGUUAGAGCUAAAGGAAAAGGAAAUGCAAAUGCACAAACAAAUGGAGACAAAAAUGAAGAAAGCAAAGACAAUGGGGAUUCGCAGUUGACUACGCCAUUGCUACAGAGUGAAAAAUCGAAGAGUGUUGUUGUUGACAUUGACCAGCCCUCAGAUGCUCUCAGUCCCAGAAGUAAGGAGCGAAUUGCUUCGCAAUCUAAUGAUAUAAUAAGAAAUGGUUGUUUUUCAGAAAGUAUUGAAGACGGUGAAGUGAUUGGUAUUAUCACUCUAGAGGAUGUGUUCGAAGAACUUCUGCAAGAGGAGAUUGUGGAUGAGACAGAUGAAUAUGUUGAUGUUCAUAAGAGAAUACGUGUUGCUGCUGCUGCAGCUGCUUCCUCUAUUGCACGAGCGCCAUCAAUCCGAAGGUUGGCUAAGGGAGUGGGAGGAACUAAACCGCAGUCUCCGAGGCGACAUGAGGCGCUAACUGCAAGGAGAUCUACAUGGGACGAUUCGUUAUAUUCUUCAGGUUCCCAGUGAACUUCUUCUUAGCUAGCCUACCGAGAAAUAGUGACAAUUUGAUGAGCUUAGUUAGUAUCACUUUUUUGGUUAACAAUAUUAUGUUCAUAUUCUUUCUGGAAAGGCAAUAAACACGUCUAGUGUUGUUAUAGUGCAAGCU